AUGUCGCUGAAUAAACAUGACCGCCAGUAUGACUUGGUCGUAUUUGGGGCAACAGGAUAUACCGGCAAACACACUGCAGAGUUCAUCACGAAGAACCUUCCCACAAAUUUGAAGUGGGCGGUUGCUGGACGGAGUCAGCCGAAGCUUCAAGCUGUGGUCGAUGCGUGCCGGGAGCUGGUUGCUGACAGGGAACAGCCAGCCAUUGAAAUUGCUGAUGUGACGGAUGAGGCAUCGAUCGUUGCGCUUGCAAAGAAGACCUUCAUCGUUAUCAGCACUGCUGGUCCCUAUAGUAAAUAUGGCGAGACCGUUUUCAAGGCGUGUGCUGAGAAUGGCACACACUACGUUGAUUGCACGGGCGAGUUCCCAUGGGUUGGCAACAUGAUCACCAAGUAUGAAAAGGUGGCCAAGGCGAGUGGUGCGCUCAUGUUCCCCCAGACUGGCCUCGAGUCUGCUCCCGCUGAUUUGUGCUCAUGGGCAAUGGCCAAAUGCCUCCGAGAGAACCUCAAUGCCCAGACGGGGAGAGUUAUCAUGUCCAUUCACACCCUUAGAUCAAGCGCGUCCGGAGGAACAAUAGCAUCUGUGUUGAACGUUUUCGAGACCUUCAGCUUGAAAGAGCUACAAGCAGCCACCAAGCCUUAUGCAUGCUCUCCAGUUCCUCGCGAGGGCCAGGGGAGAUUCCAGCCAGGUAUCAUGGCCAGGAUAUUCGGAUCCAGGAAUAUCCCCGACCUUGGUACAGUCACUACUUCGCCGGCAGGGUCCACGGAUGCGUUCAUCGUUGAGCGCACAUGGGGUCUCUUGUCUGCGACACCAAGCCGAAAAGCUGAGUUCUACGGGCCCAACUUCACCUUUGAAGAGUACCUGAGGGUCCGGAACUGGAUACAGGGAGUGGCACUCCAUUUCUUUCUGACCCUUGGACCGGCUCUCUUGUUGCUAUCCUCAUUUGCACGGUCACUGCUGAGAAGGGUUACACACCAACCGGGACAGGGCUCUGACAGGGCUUCAGCCACAAGGGAAGAGGUUGAGUACCGUGGCACUGCUGAACCGGAUGCCAAGUCCGGAUCAGGCCAAAAAGCGUUUUGUCGUGUGCGCCAUUUCGGCGGCCCUUAUGCUUUGUCUGGACUUCUGAUGGCCCAAGUGGCUCUUACUCUUCUCGAGGAGGAUGUGCAGCUCGACGGUGGCAUCUACACGUCGGCAUGCCUGGGGCAGGGCUUGAUCGACCGAGCUGCAAAGGCUGGUUUCAAGAUCGAGACUGAGAUUAUCUCUUGA
Molecule: messenger RNA, 1266 nt
Organism: Clonostachys rhizophaga
Lineage: Eukaryota; Fungi; Ascomycota; Sordariomycetes; Hypocreales; Bionectriaceae
Source: the annotation of a GenBank genome assembly